AUGGAUGCACCUGCUCCUAGCACGAAGAAGGAACUCCAAUCAUUCCUGGGAAAAGUAAAUUUUCUAAGGCGCUUCAUCUCUAACUCGGCCGGCAAAAUUCCGCCAUUUACUUCACUUUUGAGAAUCAAGGCCGACGAUGAGUUUGUUUGGAAAACAGAACACCAAGCGUCAUUCGACCUACUUAAGCAGUACUUAUCAAACCCACCCGUCUUGGUACCCCCAGUGCGUGGAAGGCCUUUGAAGCUAUACAUAUCGGCAUCGGAUAACUCAAUAGGAAGCCUACUAGCGCAAGAUAACGACAAUGGCAAGGAAUGUGCUGUUCAUUACUUGAGUCGGAUCCUCACCGAUGUGGAAACUCGGUACACGCCUAUUGAGAGGCUCUGUCUUGCAUUAUUCUUUUCAGCCAUCAGGCUUCGGUACUACAUGUUACCCUCGGUCGUCCAAGUCAUAUCCAAGACCGAUUUAGUAAAGUACAUGCUGACUCGGCCAAUCAUACGAGGCCGAAUUGGAAAAUGGACCAUGGCGUUGUCUGAGUUCACGUUUCAAUAUGUGUCUCAAAAGUCAGUCAAGGGUCAAGCAUUGGCUGACUUUCUUGCUCCUCACCCUUCGACCGAGUUUGAGGGAGCUGAGGAGGUUGAUAUUGGGAUCAUAUAUGUGGCUUCCAUGACCAAUAACCACUGGACCAUGUAUUUUGAUGGGUCUAGUACUGAAUUUUCCGCCGGAGCUGGUGUUGUCAUUGAAACGCCUGAGGGACAAAAGUUCCAGUUCGCUUUCCAACUAGACUUUACAUGCACAAACAAUCAGGUGGAAUAUGAGGCUCUUUGUGUUGGUCUGGAGAUUCUCCAAGAGAUGGGAGCACGACGAGUUCUGGUGUUCGGGGAUUCUCAAUUGGUCAUUAACCAAAUGAAUAAGGAAUUCAAAUGCACAAGCUGGGGACUUUUAUCCUAUCAUGCUUUAGCUGACCAGCUCGCCAACACGUUCGAUCGAAUCUCUUUCGCCCACCUCCCAAGGGGACAGAACAUGGAGGCCAAUGAGAUGGCCCAAUUAGCCUCAGGGUUACGGAUCCCCGCAGGAGACGACUCCCGAGUCAUCAAGAUUGCCAAACGUACCCUCCCGGCUUUAGAAGAGAGAGGAGUCUCAGAGGAUGUUUUUGUUAUCGACAUCGAGCCAGAUGAUUGGAGACUCCCCAUUAUCAAGUUCCACAAAAAUCCUCAAGGUAAUCAUGACCGGAAGACUCGGUACUUGGCUGGACAUUUCGUUAUAUACAAAGAAGCAGUGUACCGCAAAAGCUCCGAUGAUCUACUCCUUCUUUGUAUAGGGGGGCAAGAGACUUUGGAAGUCAUGAAAGAUGUCCACGAGGGAAUAUGUGGUGCACAUCAGGCCGGAAUCAAAAUGAGAUGGUUAAUUCGAAGGCACGGCUUCUACUGGCCAACAAUUUUAAAGGAUUGCAUUGAAUUCGCAAAGAGCUGCAAGAAAUGUCAAAUUCAUGCGCCGGUGCAAAGAGUUCCGGCCGACGUCCUCCAUCCAAUUGUUAAGCCAUGGCCGUUUCGAGGUUGGGCCAUGGAUAUUAUAGGGAGUAUUAGACCACCAUCAUCAAAACAACACGUAUGGAUUUUGGUUGCCACUGAUUAUUUCACUAAAUGGGUAGAGGCAAAACCAUACGUUACUAUUUCUAGUCAGACAGUGAUCAAAUUUGUGGAGGAAAACAUUAUACACAGGUUUGGGAUACCUGAAACCAUAACAGCUGACAGGGGUUCGGUUUUCAUAGCCGAAGCAAUGCAUGAACUCACAGGUAGUCUGGGUAUCAAGUUGACUCACUCGACACCUUACUAUGCCCAAGCAAAUGGUCAGGCCGAAGCCAGUAAUAAAGGCAUUAUAAACAUACUCAAGAAGAUGGUUCAAGAGAAUCCCAGAGAUUGGCACAAUCUGUUAUCAGAGACCUUGUGGGCUUUUCGAACGUCCAAACGUACAGCCACAGGGACAACGCCUUUUGCGCUAACGUAUGGGCAUGAUGCUAUGUUACCUGUUGAGGUGAAAUUGAAAUCACUUAGAUUCGCUGCUCAAAAUGAAAUGGUAGCUGACGACUACACUCAGGCAAUGAUUCAGGAACUUGAAGAACUUGACCAAGAACGAAUGGACGCUUACAACCGAAUGGAAGCACAGAAAAAGGCUGUGGCCCGUGCGUACAACAAACUAGUUAAGUGUCUAAGUCAUUUGCUGAGGAAGAUUUAG
This is a messenger RNA of Rosa chinensis, 2232 nucleotides long. RefSeq lists its product as uncharacterized. The coding region runs from base 1 to 2232 and encodes 743 amino acids. The record is from RefSeq and is a predicted model, not a curated record. Gene Ontology annotation, biological process: DNA integration. Lineage: Eukaryota; Viridiplantae; Streptophyta; Magnoliopsida; Rosales; Rosaceae. Gene Ontology annotation, molecular function: nucleic acid binding; RNA-DNA hybrid ribonuclease activity. The transcript has a single exon.